Molecule: messenger RNA, 1122 nt
Organism: Paramecium tetraurelia
Lineage: Eukaryota; Ciliophora; Oligohymenophorea; Peniculida; Parameciidae
Exons: 2
Source: RefSeq, a predicted model, not a curated record
AUGUGUCAACCUUAAAAACAACUGGGAAUAUGUCUUAUUUUCUAUUUUUCCAAUGCUUUCAUGUUCAAAAUCUAUAUUGUCAAUAUAGAUAUCUUUUUGUAGAUGAAUAUUAAAAAAAAAAAAUAUUAUGUACUUGAUGUAACCGAAAUAUUUUUUAUAUGUCAGUUACAUCACAAAACAGUUUAUAUUCUAAGUGGAGGAUUUUGGGGUUAAAAAGUUGAAAAUUAGAUUAAAACAUAGUUCUUUAACUUUAUCCUAAGAAGAUAGAAAAUAUCGCAUUUCUAGAUAUGUGUAAAAGUAAAAAAAUUUGUUUUAACCUCAUUAAAUAAUUUCUCUCAGUUUUAGAAGAAUACUUUUUUCACAAAUAACCGAUAAAGGAUCCUUCUUAUAAAGAAAGAUUUUGAUUUGUUAAUAAAUUUGGUAUUUUUAUCGUAGAAGAAACGUAAAUAAUUUCAUUAAUAUAAUUUGCAAAACCAAACAACCUCAAUGUAGAAUUAUAACAUUCCCUCUCAACCUAUGUUUUGUUAUUAUCCAAUGUAAAUUUACAAUCCCUACUUUUUCUAUCCAUAAUAAAUCGUUGUUUAAACCUAACCUUAAAUAAAUGAAUAAGAAAUUUCGAAUUAGAAUUGUUUUAACAUCAUAAAAAAACAAAAUCUAGAGGAAACAAAGCCACCUGAAGCCUAGGAUAGUCAUAAUUUUGAUUUUGAUAUUGAUGAUUAAGAUGACAAAGAUGAAGAUUAUAAAGUUAUGUGUUCGAACGAAAAUUCUGAUAGAAAUAAUAUUGUUAAUCAGUUGAAGGGCUCAACUAAUUUACAGAAAAACUAUGCCCGGGCUGUCAUUUUAUAUAUUAAAUAACAAAAUUCAAGUAUCGUUAAGGAAUUGGGUUAAAAAAAAGCCACAUAUUUCUUCAGAUUCAUAACCAAAAUCUAAAAUAAAAUCAGAAAUUUAUCACAUAUAAACAACUAUACAAGAGAUGAAGAAUUCAUCCGACUAUUUAGAAUGUUGUGUAAUAAAUUUUUGAGAAAAGAUUGUGUCAGCUACAUUUACAAUUCAAAAAUUAAAUAAAAGACAAGUCACUUGAAAGGAAAACAUGCGAUUAAUAAAAAUCUAUUCAAAAUCUGA